AUGAGCGCGUGCGAGAAAGGCGAGCAAUGGCAAUGGGCUUUGGUGUUGCUGGACGAGAUAUUGGAGGCGAAUGUGCAGCCCGAUGGCAUCAGCUACAGCGCUGGGAUCAGCGCGUGCUAUAAAGGCGAGCAAUGGCCGCGGGCUUUGGCGCUGUUAAGCGAGAUGCGGGAAGCGAAGGUUGAGCCCACUGCAAUGUGCUACGGCGCCGGGAUCAGCGCGUGCGAGACAGGCAAUCAGUGGCAGCAGGCGUUGGUCUUGCUCGGCGAGAUGCGGGAGGCGAAGGUGCAGCCCAACAUCGUCUUUACUCGCAGCGAUCAGCGCGUGCGGACAAGGUGA
Prorocentrum cordatum is the source of this 336-nucleotide messenger RNA. The record is from the annotation of a GenBank genome assembly. Lineage: Eukaryota; Dinophyceae; Prorocentrales; Prorocentraceae.